Pseudoliparis swirei is the source of this 1886-nucleotide messenger RNA. RefSeq names its product sirtuin 3 (gene sirt3). NCBI's taxonomy places the organism in Eukaryota, Metazoa, Chordata, Actinopteri, Perciformes, Liparidae. The record is from RefSeq and is a predicted model, not a curated record. Bases 219 to 1316 code for a protein of 365 amino acids. Gene Ontology annotation, molecular function: histone deacetylase activity, NAD-dependent; NAD+ binding. The transcript has 7 exons.
AUUUUUUAAUUGGAUUAUUAAACUACGACGGAUUAUUUUAGGAUUGUUAUUUUAACUGUAUUUAAAUGUAUUUUGCCGUUUCUUAUUGAAAUUGUACUUGUUCAAUAAAUAAAUUAAAUAAAUAAAAACUUCCUGUCGAGCGCAAAGGAUGAUGGGAAAUAAAGUGGACGUUUUUAAAGCCGAUCGUGCAAUAACAAUCUGCGGGUCACUGCUCUGUCAUGGCCCCUUCACUGAGUUCCUCGGCGGUGUCACCUGUCAGACUCUGGGUGUACCUGAGCUCGAGAGCAAGCGGUCGUUUGAGUCAAAGUGAAGGUGCAGCUGCAGCUCUAUGCAGCAGACACACGAGCUCUCCCCGGGGGUUCUGCUCCCGCGGCGGCCCGGCCGAGGAGCGGCUGACCCUGCAGGCCGUCGCCACGAGCAUCGCGGAGCGGCGGUACCAGCGGGUGGUGGUGAUGGCCGGAGCCGGGAUCAGCACGCCGAGCGGCGUCCCGGACUUCCGGUCUCCAGGCAGCGGUCUCUAUGACAACCUGCAGCAGUACCGCCUGCCCUACGCCGAGGCCAUCUUCGAGCUCGGCUUCUUCCGCCGGGACCCCCGGCCCUUCUUCGCCCUGGCCAAGGAGCUCUACCCGGGGCGUUACCGGCCCAACGCGACGCACUACUUUGUGCGGCUGCUCCAGCGGAAGGGUCAGCUCCUGCGGAUGUACACGCAGAACAUCGACGGGCUGGAGAGAGUGGCGGGGAUUCCCCCGGAGAUGUUGGUGGAGGCUCACGGGACAUUUGCCACGGCCACCUGCACCGCCUGCAAGAGGGAGUACGAGGGGGAGGAGCUACGGGCCGACGUGCUGAGGGGGGCGGUGCCGACGUGCCCCGCCUGUCACGGCGUGGUGAAGCCGGACAUCGUGUUCUUCGGGGAGGAGCUUCCACGCCGCUUCUUCAAGCACCACGAGGACUUCCCCCGGGCCGACCUGCUCGUCGUCAUGGGAACGUCACUGGAGGUGGAGCCCUUCGCCGGUCUGGCCGGAGCCGUGAGCCGCGGCGUGCCGCGCCUGCUCAUCAACCGGGAGCCGGUGGGUCCGUUCGCCGGGCGCCGCCGGCCCCGCGACGUGCUGCAGCUGGGCGACGUGGUCGCUGGGGUGCGAGCCCUGGUCGACGCCCUGGGCUGGACCCAGGAGCUGGACGCCCUGAUGGUGUGUGUGUGUGUGCGUCUUUGUGUGUUUGCGUGUGUGUGGGGGUUUGGUGAUGAAUUCUUGUUAUUUUUUGCUCUUUUUUGUAUCUGCAGGCUGCAACCGAGACAGAAGAGUGACAUCUAUACGUAGUUUCUGAUAAAUAUAUAUAUAUAUAUAUUGUUUUAUUUUUAUACCAGCAAAAAACGCAGGUGAGUGACACAGUGAAAAGCAACCAGGUGUAUCUGGAGCAGCUGAUUGACCUUGUUGACCUCACAAUAAUAAAGAUGUGCCAUAUUCAGUUUUUCUUAUUUAUUUCUAACUUCAUGAAAUGUGACAAGUCUGCUAACGGUCCUAUUUUGUAAAAAUAAAUGUUUGUUGUUAUUUUUAUUUAUUAUAAAGCAGAUCUAAAUGCUAUAUAUAUAUAGUUUUUUUUACAUCAAAGCAUGAAUAUAUGUUCCAUUAGGAAACCCAAAAUACUUGCAUGAACCUGAAGAUGAGCUCAGUCUAACAAAACCUUUUCAUGAGGUGAUACUCUUUCCCACCAGCAGAGGGCGCCAGAGGGCCGUGAUUAAGAGUGUUGCUGUUACUUGAGGCUGUUCUCAUAAAAAGUGAAUCUCUAAUAUGUUUUUACAAUGUCUUUUAUUAAAACCAAUUCAACUUUUGAGUUUGCAUAAUAAGUUGUUUUCCUCUCACUUAAAAAAUAAAGCAAAGUCAUACUUA